Molecule: messenger RNA, 3307 nt
Organism: Orussus abietinus
Lineage: Eukaryota; Metazoa; Arthropoda; Insecta; Hymenoptera; Orussidae
Gene: Sap-r
Product: prosaposin
Exons: 14
Coding region: 147-2822 (891 amino acids)
Biological process (GO): sphingolipid metabolic process
Cellular component (GO): lysosome
Source: RefSeq, a predicted model, not a curated record
CGUGUUUAAUCGACGCUUGCAAUAAGAAGUACGUCAUUCUUCGAACUGGUCACUGUUCCCGACAGAUUGCAGACUUUGUGGGAUUACUGAUUUCGCUUCUCAGUUUUAUCCAUCAUUGAGAGGCGCAGGCCGUAUCAUCGUUUAAGAUGAAGGAGUUUCUCCUCGCGCUAUGCGCGAUUCUGGCUGUGGCCACAGCCAGAGUGGUGAUAAAUGCAGAAAUUCAAGAGACUCCGCUUGUUUUGGGAGCCAAAGCUUGCACAUGGGGACCGUCGUACUGGUGCCACAAUAUUUCAACCGCAGCAGGAUGCAAGGCGACGAAACAUUGUAUCUCUAAUAUAUGGGAGAAAAUGGAAGUUCCCGAGGAUAGUGACAGUGUCUGUAAGAUCUGUAAAGAUAUGGUCCAACAAGCACGAGACCAGCUGGAAAGCGAUCAAACGCAACAGGAUUUGAAAGCCGUUUUUGAGGGCAGCUGUGCUUUGAUUCACGUUAAAUCAAUCGUCAAGGAAUGCGACAAGCUGGUCGAUCAAUUUAUUCCCGAGCUCGUUGAAACUUUGGCUUCACAGAUGAAUCCUUCUGUUGUUUGCUCGGUAGCAGGACUUUGCAACUCGGCCCAUAUCGAUGAAUUACUCUUGGAUUAUCAACGUACAGUUGCGGAGAAUGGAGGAGCGAUGCCGAUAACUCUUGAAAACGAUGAACUUAAGCCAGAUGAAUGUUCGAAAUGUUACACCAUUGCUACACAUAUGGGACAUAUGUUGGAAGAUACCUCCAAAGAUAAACUCGUGGAAAGAAUGCUCAAUGUUUGCGGAGAGAUGAGCUCUUUCUCCGACGCAUGUUCUUCCAUUAUUUUGAGUUAUUUUGAUACGAUUUAUUCUCAUCUCCAAGAGAACUUCAACGCUAAAAAUAUUUGCCACCUCUCUGGACAAUGCAGCGCCCUGUAUCAUAAACACGAGGACGAGAAUAAGGACUUGGAAGUUGAAAUACGACCACUUUCGAGUGUAGGAAUGGUUGAAGUAAGCGAUGACCUACCCUGCAAACUGUGCGAACAAUUGGUGGUACAUUUGAGAGAUCUGUUAGUAGCAAACACAACAGAGACUGAGUUUAAACAAGUACUAGAAGGUCUUUGCAAGCAAACCAAAUCGUUUGCUGAUGAGUGCAAAUCUAUCGUCGAUGAAUACUAUCCAGUAAUAUACGAGUAUCUGACGGCUAACCUGAAUGGCAAUGCCGUCUGCGAGAUGGCUGGAAUUUGCCCAAUGCCUGGAAAAACGGUUUCUAAUGGACCUAUUUGGCGUCUUCUUCCAAAGAAAUCAGCUGAGAUCGGAAUUCGUGUGAUGAACCCAAAGAAGGUUAACGAUGAAAGUCAGCAAAUACCCAAAGUAACGGAAGCUGAUGAGAUGCAAUUGCCAAUUGAAAGAUUGGUACCAUUCCAUCUAUCGUUACCGAAUAUGGACGUUAAAGGCAAAGAAACGUGUGCGUUGUGUGAAUAUUUCUUGCAUUAUGUACAACAAGCAAUUACAAAUCCUACUACUGAGGAAGAGAUGAAACAGGUAUUUAAAAAGGUCUGCAACAAAUUACCGAAAUCGAUAGAUCAAAAUUGCGACGAAUUCGUUGAUGUGUAUGGAGAUGCACUGGUUGCGAUUUUGGCACAAGAAAUCGCUCCUUCACAGGUAUGUCCAAUGAUGCAUGUAUGCCCAUCACAAGACGCAAUGGACGUGUGGGAACAAAUUCCUAAAGAUCUGAUGAUUAAGACCGAAGUAGAAGAUAAACCAAGCUGUCCAUUGUGUCUUUUUGCUGUAUCUCAACUGUAUAACACCAUUAAAGAAAACAAGACCGAGGCUAGCAUAGAAGCUGCGUUGAAUAAACUUUGUAACCACCUUCCAAAGGAUUUGGUUGAUCAGUGUGACCAGUUAGUACGCAUUUACAGCAAAGAACUCGUUGAAAUGCUACUUGCAGAUCUGACGCCUCAAGAAGUGUGCGUUUACUUGAAAUUGUGUAAUCCCGCCACGAAUGCUGGCCCCACGAACCUAUAUUUCCCUCUCGACAAAGACGGAGAGAUAAUGACUAAUGAGAUUCCUGAUUUCCCGUUGAAUCCAAUUCAACACGAAUCUGCAGUGACCGAUACUGAGUGCGUGAUUUGCGAAUUUGUGAUGCAAUACGUCGAGAAAGCUCUAAGAAAUAAAAAAACACAAGAGGAGAUUGAAUCAGUCGUACAUGGUGUAUGCAAUCAUCUUCCCAAAACCGUUUCUCAAGAAUGCAACGACUUUGUAAAAGAAUAUGCCGAGCUAAUUAUUUCUUUAGUGUCCCAGGACAUUAGUCCACGAGAGAUUUGCUCGAUAAUCGGAUUAUGCCAGCCUAAUCUUAAACAGAUUGAAGAGUCUAUUUCUGAAUGUGCCUUGUGUCAAACCAUUACAUCUAAGAUCGAUAAACUACUCGACGAUUCAACCGUGGACAGUGACAUUGAGGAGACGGUUUCAAAAGUUUGCAAAUAUCUUCCUGGCAGUAAACAGGCCAAGUGCACAAUGAUGAUGGAGAUCUAUGAGCAAAGUAUAAUCAACUUGCUGAAGUCCCAUGGAGAUCCUAAAAAAAUUUGCAGCAAAUUAGCAUUGUGUUCUACCAGAGACUAUUUGGCCAUGAAAGAAAAUUCUAGGACUAGACGAUCGGAUGACCUCGGCGCCAAACGUUGCACUUGGGGACCCAUGUAUUGGUGUUCGAGCGAUAAGACCGCCACACAGUGCAAGGCUGUAGAUCAUUGCAAGGAACACGUAUGGUUCGCUGAAUCAGCCGCCGAGGCAAAACGCUUGGCGACACCUCAACCGCAACCCUGAACAUAUAAUAGUAACCGAGAAGCACUAUCGCGGUGUUCAGGUAAUAUUAAGCAAACUUACAUUUCACAUUACUAGAUAACAUUUAUAUAUUAAUAUACUUACUCACUAGCAGAUUACAAUCAAGUAAUUCCUUUACCCAACGAUGUUUGAUACGUAUCUCAUAAUGUCUCUCUCUCUCUCUUUCUUUCUCUCCCCACUAAUUACUGGAAAAAAAAAACAAAUUGCAGUGCACUGUUUACAUCGAAAUUGUAGUGCUAACAACUCGUCGGAAAUAAAGUGACUUUAUUUCAGUUUGGAAUGCUUUUAUACAUCGUAAUGGGUUGCUACUUGUCUCAGAUGGAUAUUAUGAUAAAUUAACUGUUACGGUCUCUUUUGUACUUACAUCUGUUAAAAUACAAUUUCUAUUCGAUUUUAUGAUAAAAAUACCUACAGUAACGGUAAUGUUAAGAUAACUGUGAUAAUGAAAUAAAAAAAUCUUAGAAGUA